Molecule: messenger RNA, 1365 nt
Organism: Rhodamnia argentea
Lineage: Eukaryota; Viridiplantae; Streptophyta; Magnoliopsida; Myrtales; Myrtaceae
Product: jasmonate-induced oxygenase 2-like
Exons: 3
Coding region: 121-1188 (355 amino acids)
Molecular function (GO): dioxygenase activity
Source: RefSeq, a predicted model, not a curated record
CUAUAACCGCUUCAAUAUCAACCACGGCACUAAACACAGAAAAGGUUUGACCUUUCCAGAUCAGUCACAAACUCACAUUGACCCAACAUCAAACUCACGAUCUUUAUCAAGAAAAAGAAAAUGGGAGAGGUCAAUCCGGCCUUCAUACAAGACGCCGAGCACAGGCCCAAGCUCGCAGCCACUCAAGCCGAAGGCAUUCCCCUCAUCGAGCUCGGCGCCCUCACCGGCCACUCACCCUCGGACGGUGCGGUCACUGACACCGUGGCCAUCGAAGGGCUCGUGGCGGAGAUAGGGGAGGCGUGCAAGAAGUGGGGGUUCUUCGCGGUGGUGAACCAUGGGGUGGUGGCGGAGAAGAGGGAGAGGAUAGAGCGGGAGGCGAGGGAGUUCUUCGCGCAGGGUCCGGAGGAGAAGAGGAAGGUGCGGAGGGACGAGAAGAAUACGUUGGGGUACUACGAGACGGAGCACACCAAGAACGUGAGAGACUGGAAGGAGGUCUUCGACUUCACCGUGACAGAGCCGACGCUCGUCCCGGCCUCACACGAGGACAGCGAAGAGGGUGUCAUCGAGUGGACCAAUCAGUGGCCUGAGCACCCUCCUGGAUUAAGGGAAGCAUGCGAAGAAUACGCACAAGAAUUGGAGAAACUCGCGCACGAGCUGAUGGGACUGAUAGCUCGGAGCCUGGGCUUGCCCGCGAACAGGUUUGACGACUUCUUCAAGGACCAGACCAGCUUCGUCCGGCUCAACCACUAUCCGCCUUGCCCCGAGCCGCAACUGGCUCUGGGCGUAGGCCGCCACAAGGACUCGGGGGCGCUCACCAUCCUGGCUCAAGACGACGUCGGAGGCCUCGAGGUGAAGAGGAAGAGUGAUGGGGAAUGGGUUCAAGUCAAGCCCAUCCCUAACGCAUUUAUUAUCAAUGUUGGUGACAUUAUUAAGGUUUGGAGCAACGAGAGGUACGAGAGCGUGGAGCACAGAGUGGUGGUGAACUCGGAGAAAGAGAGGUUCUCGAUUCCCUUCUUCUUCACCCCGCCACACUAUACCAUGGUGCAGCCACUGCAGGAAUUGACCGAUGAGCACAACCCUCCAAAGUACAGGCCAUACAACUGGGGCAAGUUCCUGGUCACCCGAAAAGCAAGCAACUUCAAGAAGCUCGAUGUGGAGAACCUCCAGAUUCAACACUUCAGGAUAUGAGAUUCAGCAGCAGAAUCUCCAAACUAUGGCCAUCUGUUGUUGUAGCUGAAGCCUUUGAAUUAGCAUUGGCAGCUUGAGAACUUUGCGGCGGAAUGUAAUAAAUGUGACUGUGUAUUGUGAAAUAUUGUGUGUUUGCCAAAAAUAAAAAAUGGAGCUGAGCACAGGGAUUUCCAUAAA